This is a messenger RNA of Macroventuria anomochaeta, 1047 nucleotides long. RefSeq lists its product as uncharacterized. The record is from RefSeq and is a predicted model, not a curated record. The transcript has a single exon. NCBI's taxonomy places the organism in Eukaryota, Fungi, Ascomycota, Dothideomycetes, Pleosporales, Didymellaceae. The coding region runs from base 99 to 623 and encodes 174 amino acids.
CAUUGAUUUCCAUCGAACCGCACUAGUCUCCUACCAUCCAAUCCCACAACCCGACCGGAGCUCUCCAACAAUCCACCCUGCUCGGCUUCCCACCCACGAUGGCACAACCCACCCCUCAAACAUGGACGCUCCGCUUCAAAUCCCACCGCACCACUGUCCUGCUGCACAUCGACCCACUCAACACCUUCGACACAGUCAAAUCCGCCCUCUACACCGCACUCCAGGAAACCGGCCUGCAAGCCACCGAACACGGGCCCUCGAUCUCGCUCCCCGCCUCGCCCUCGGACAUCCAACUCGGCCGGCCCGUUGACCCGCUGGAUCCCAGCCAAGGCUUUGUGUUGGCAGAGUGGGAGACACCUGCUUCGGACGACGAGGUUGCAAUCGAAGAGGAAGGAAAGGGGAAGGGCAGAGCUGCUGCAAAGGGGAAGAAGCAAGGGGCGGGGGAUGUAAAGGAUUGUCCCAAGGGCGCAGGGCUGAAAGACGGCGCGGUGUUGGCGUUCAGAUGGGAGGGUGACGGGACGAAAGAGGAGGCGAGCUGGGGUGUGCAGCUCGCGAGCUUUGAGGACGCGUAUGGAGUGCAGAAUGAGAUGGACGUUGGUGGGCGAGCGGAGUUCGAGGGGUGAGACGGGUGGUGUGGUGAAAAGCACUGGGGAAUCGAGAGCGAGCGUCUGAAGGCUGGGAAGAAGCUCCUACCUGUGCUUCAGUGGGUGUCGAUCAUGGGAACAUGCUUGGCAGGCUGCUUUGGCUGGAGCAAAGGGUGUGGGAGACCAAGAGGGGAUCGACAAAGAUCGGAGGCAUGCACAUCAGGGUGCAUACCGCCUGUGACCGAAAGCUUGCCUCUCGUGGUGCACACAACCAACGCCACGGCAAAGUGGAACGGAAACAACGCCCCAACAGCAUCACGUCCGGGUAGCUAAGGGAGCCUUUGGGUGGUCGGUCAACAGAAUCACGAGAAUAGAAGCAGAGAGAAGCAUAUGCGAAAGCGUCAUAUUCUCAUCAUAUCAUGACUACCCAAACCCAUAGUAUCUCCAAAACACCAUUACCAGC